This is a messenger RNA of Humulus lupulus (European hop), 1385 nucleotides long. RefSeq lists its product as uncharacterized. Gene Ontology annotation, biological process: beta-D-galactose catabolic process via UDP-galactose, Leloir pathway; glucose metabolic process. The record is from RefSeq and is a predicted model, not a curated record. Gene Ontology annotation, molecular function: aldose 1-epimerase activity; carbohydrate binding. The coding region runs from base 122 to 1255 and encodes 377 amino acids. Lineage: Eukaryota; Viridiplantae; Streptophyta; Magnoliopsida; Rosales; Cannabaceae. The transcript has 5 exons.
UUACAUGUUAGUUCGAAUAUUAGUUCUCUGUAACUAAAUCCCACAUUUAUAUAAACCCAACUUUGAUAGUUAUUUGAAACAUUAAAAAUCGUAUCUUUUUUUCUCAUCUAUCUAGUCUGAUAUGAUGUGCUUCCUUGGCAACAAAAUGACCAAAACCUCCUUUCUCCUUUGUUUCAUCACUCUCUUGGCUUCUUCUGCUCUUCCCAGUGGCUCUGCAUCAAAGCACCACAGAGUUGGUUUUUAUGAGCUGAAAAAGGGUGACAUCUCUGUCAAUCUCACCAACUGGGGCGCUUCAAUAAUCUCUCUUCAUCUCCCUGAUAGACAUGGAAAAUUGGAUGAUGUAGUUCUUGGGUAUGAUUCAAUCGAUACUUACAAGAAUGAUACAACUUAUUUUGGAGCUCUUGUUGGACGGGUUGCUAACCGAAUCGGAGGUGCCAAGUUUUCACUAAAUGGACAUAAGUACAAACUAGUCCCUAAUGAAGGGAAAAACAUACUUCAUGGUGGGAAAGUAGGAUUUAGUGAUGUUGCUUGGAAAGUGAAAAAGUACCAAAACAAAGGUCCUUCUCCUCACAUUGUGUUCACCUAUCACAGUCAUGAUGGCGAACAAGGCUUUCCUGGUGAUGUCCUGAUCAGUGCUACCUACACUCUCUUUGGACACGGAAAAUUGGCUGUGAUAAUGACAGCAAAGGCUCUAAACAAGCCUACACCAGUGAAUCUUGCUCAGCAUACCUACUGGAACCUUGGAGGCCACACCAGCGGCGAUAUCCUUUCCAAUCACAUCCAAAUCUUCGGUUCCCAAAUUACUCCUGUGGACGAUGAUCUCAUUCCCACCGGAAAAUUUGAAUCUGUUAAAGGAACACCAUUCGAUUUCUUGAAACCGCGUCCUGUUGGAAGCAAGCUCAAGGAACUACCUAAAGGCUAUGACAUCAACUAUGUCCUGGACGGUGUCCCUGUGGGAAAAGAAUUGAAAAGAGUGGCUGUGGUGUAUGACAAAAAGUCAGGAAGGUCUUUGGAUCUGUCAACAAACAAGCCUGGUGUGCAGUUCUACACAGGUAACUUCAUCAAGGAUGUGAAGGGAAAAGGUGGAUUUGUGUAUCAAAUUCAUGCUGCCCUUUGUUUGGAGACUCAAGCAUUUCCUGAUUCUGUGAACCACCCCAAUUUCCCUUCAACUAUUAUCAGUCCCGGAAAGCCUUACAAACACGUUAUGCUCUUUAAGUUUUCAACCAAAGAUCGUCCUAACUUUUCUAGAGUUUGAUUAGAGUUUUUAUCUUUUAUGAACCCCUUGAAUUACAAUAAUGAUUUACAUUUUGUUAUCAAGAGAUUGUGUAAAAUCUAGGCCCAAAGGAAUGAAUAAAUAAGGUAAAAUGGAGAACUUUCCAUUGUAA